Knipowitschia caucasica is the source of this 669-nucleotide messenger RNA. The record is from the annotation of a GenBank genome assembly. NCBI's taxonomy places the organism in Eukaryota, Metazoa, Chordata, Actinopteri, Gobiiformes, Gobiidae.
AUGGCAGAUCCAAAGGACCAAGAGGAACAAGAAACGACAGCAGCAGAUGCAGCUGAGGACUCCAAUCAUGAUCCCCACUAUGAUCCAAUUGUGAGCCUUCCCGAACAGGACAUAAAAACACUAGAAGAGGACGAGGAGGAACUGUUUAAAAUGCGGGCCAAACUUUAUCGGUUUGCUUCAGAGAACGAGCCUCCAGAGUGGAAGGAGCGAGGGACUGGAGAUGUGAAACUUCUGAAGCACAAAGAGUCCGGCAGCAUCCGCCUUCUCAUGAGGAGAGACCGAACACUGAAGAUCUGUGCCAACCAUCACAUUACUCCUGCGAUGGAGCUAAAGCCAAACGCAGGCAGUGACCGGGCCUGGGUGUGGAAUACAUUGGCAGAUUAUGCUGAUGAGAGCCCAAAAGCUGAACUGUUGGCAAUACGUUUUUUAAACUCUGAAAAUGCUCAAAAGUUUAAGGUGAAGUUUGAAGAGUGCAAGGAGGUAGUUAGAAAAGCUCUCAAAGAUAAAGAUGAGGAUGGACCAGACAAAGUGGCAAAGAAAUUAGAGGACCUUUCUGUAAAGGACGGUAAGAAGGAAGAGGACAAAAAGGAGACUGAGAAGAACGAUGAGAAAAAGGAGACUGAGAAGAACGAUGAGAAAAAGGAGGUCACGACAGAAGAAAAGAAUUGA